Arvicanthis niloticus (Nile rat) is the source of this 1158-nucleotide messenger RNA. RefSeq names its product transmembrane protein 14A (gene Tmem14a). Gene Ontology annotation, cellular component: mitochondrial membrane. The record is from RefSeq and is a predicted model, not a curated record. Gene Ontology annotation, biological process: regulation of heme biosynthetic process. Lineage: Eukaryota; Metazoa; Chordata; Mammalia; Rodentia; Muridae.
GCUCCCGGGGCCGUCAGAGCCGGGUGGAGGAGUUCACAGGGUCUUGGCUUCUGCUGGCCCAGAGCUGCACCCUGCUCCCAAGUCGAGAACAGCAGAAGGACGGAGGAUCAAGGACCCCACAACUCACGAACCAGCUCACGAACCAGUGUACUCGGCACUGUGUACACUAAGGUGGGUCGGAGUUUAGGAAGUGCGCCUGCGCAGUACUGCUUCCGGUCUGAGGGAUUGCGCUUGCGCAUCGCUGCUUUUUCCGCCUUCUCCCGCUGCAGCAAAGGCUCAAGGGUGCAGACUUGUGUCCUUACCAAUGGACCUGAUUGGUUUUGGUUAUGCAGCUCUUGUGACCAUUGGAAGUGUUUUGGGAUAUAAGCGAAGAGGUGGAGUUCCGUCUCUGAUUGCUGGGCUUUCUGUUGGACUUUUGGCUGGCUAUGGAGCCUACCGAGUCUCCAAUGACAAACGAGAUGUCAAAGUGUCAUUGUUUACAGCUUUCUUCCUGGCCACCAUAAUGGGUGUGAGAUUUAAGAGGUCCAAGAAAGUAAUGCCUGCUGGUCUAAUUGCAGGCUUAAGCCUCAUGAUGAUCCUGAGACUUGUCCUGCUGCUGCUUUAGCACCUAGAGAAGCCGAGAGCCAAACUCCCAGCAUGCUACUGUGCCUGGCACAGCAGCUUCCUGCAUGGAAGUGAUCAUUUUAAAUAUAGGAGAAAUGUCUCAUAUUGAAAUAAAAAUAAUGUCACCCUAAUAUAUAAAAAUAAUUGGCAAUAUUUAUUUGUCCUCCCCCAAUGCCUUUUUAGUCACUGCACAAAUUUUAGAUGUUUCUAUUUGUCAGUCCUGAUCUUUGAUGAAUUGUUACAUGCUCAUUUGCUUUGUAUCAUUUUAUUUCUGGAAAUUGGAGUUUGCUAUUUUCUGCUUUUGACAGUCCCAAACACUAUGACUAGAGUAAGUUAAAUACGUUUAAGUUAACUGCAACCUUUCAGACAAUGGGAUUCCUGGAGAGGACCACAGGGAGUGUUAAUGAGUUGUGUGUCACUCUGUACAUCAUGGGGUUUAUUUGUAUUAUUGGGGUGGGUGGGGCUUGCAUAGAAGAAAUUUUAUUCUCUGCACAUCAGCAUCCUGACAGAAUGUACUCAGUCAAAUAAAAUAAAAUACAUCUUAUUCUAAGCCUU